Molecule: messenger RNA, 3333 nt
Organism: Drosophila persimilis
Lineage: Eukaryota; Metazoa; Arthropoda; Insecta; Diptera; Drosophilidae
Gene: Spps
Product: transcription factor Sp4
Exons: 1
Coding region: 191-3193 (1000 amino acids)
Biological process (GO): regulation of transcription by RNA polymerase II
Molecular function (GO): RNA polymerase II cis-regulatory region sequence-specific DNA binding; DNA-binding transcription factor activity, RNA polymerase II-specific
Source: RefSeq, a predicted model, not a curated record
UCGAAUUUAAACAAAGGUACCGCGCGCUUUAACGUAUAAUUCCGUUUGCUCCUUAAUUAUCGUUGCUACCGUCUCGAAUUGAAUCUCAAAGUUGCGCGUCUGGAAAGAAAAAAUUGAAAUGUUUACUUUAAAUCCCUUACAAGUGGAAAAUCUUAAUUAAACCGUUGAAAGGCAGUCGAAAGUAGCCAAGAUGCUGCAGUAUAAGAAUGCCACGGCUGCUAAUAGUGCGCCAUCAGCCACACCCACUGCCAACCUUUCCGGGAAGGCGCCACAAGGGAAUGCGAACACGAACGCUGCUGCUGCUGCCUCUGCUGCAGCUGUUGCAGCAGCUUCUGCAGCCGCAGCCCCCACCAUGCAACAGAUCAUCAAUAUCCACCAGAUGCCACCACAGUUCGGUGGUGGAGGCGGCAACGUUACCGGCGGACAGCCCCAAGCCAUGUCCCAGAACAUGUUCCAGAUUGUCCAGCCGAUGCAUGCGAUGCAGACGGUGAAUAUCGAUGGCCAGGAGGCAAUCUUCAUUCCCAACCUGAAUGCACAGCUGGCGACGGCCCAGGCCGUGAACAUCAAUGGACAGCAGGCAUUCAUCACGCCCAACGGGCAGAUCCUGCGGGCUCCACAGGCCCACGCCGGUCAGGCCGGUGGUCAGGCCAUCCAGCUGCAGCAGGCAACACCCGCCCAGAUCAUCAAUGGCCUGGGGCAAGAGCAGACGCAGCUGUUUACCAUUCCUGGGACGAGCAUUCAGAUACCGGUGACCAACCUCAUCCAGCAGCAGCAUCAGGCGACAGUGCAGCAGCAGCAACAGUCCCAGCAGGCAACGACGACUGGUGGUCAGACUGGAUCCCAAGGUGGAGCAGGCGGCAGCGGCACGGGGAACGCGGGGGGACUCCAGGCAACACAGCUGCCGAGCACCAUCACCAUCCCAGGGACGAAUAUCCAGAUACCCACAUCGGUGGCCGCGGCCAAUGGUCUGCUCGGGAACCUCUCAAGUCUGUUGAGCGGCGGCGGUGGAGGCGGCUCCACGCUGAAGCUGGAUAAUGGCCAGAUCCAGCUGCGACCACAGUUGGUGCAAUUCCCACAGCCCGUGCAACAGCAGACGGUUGCCGUGCAGAUUCCAGUACAAACAGCAGGUGGACAGACCAUCUACCAGACGGUCCAUGUCCCAGUGCAGGCCGCACCAAGUGGUCUGUCGAAUCUGAUGCAGGCCCAGUCGAUGGCGAUGCCCUCAGCUGCUACCUCACAGAUGCAGAUGAUACCACAGUUUGCGCAGAUUGCACAGAUUGUGACGCCCAACGGGCAGAUACAGCAGGUACAGCUGGCGCCAAUGCCUUACAGCCAGUUGCCGCCGAACGCGAACAUCAUACAUAUCCAGAAUCCCCACCAGCAACAGCAGCAGCAGCAGCAACAGCAGGCGCAGCAGCAGCAAGUGCAGGUACAGCAGCAAUUUCAACAACAUCAGCAGGUACAGCAGCACCAACAGCUCAUCCAAGCGAUCCAGGAUGCCUCGGCGAGUGGCCAGAUACCAGCGAAUCAACCCAUAACCAUAACCAAUGCCCAGGGCCAACAGCUGACGGUGAUACCAGCCCAACUGAGGCAGAAUCCACAACCCACAGCCACGCCGGCGCCACAGGCCCCCACUGCCAUGCAGCUACCCGCCGGGUUGCAGGCCCUGCCCAUACAGAAUAUCCCAGGAUUGGGGCAGGUGCAGAUCAUCCAGGCGAAUCAGUUGCCCGCCAAUCUGCCGGCCAAUUUCCAGCAGGUGUUGCAUCAACUGCCACAAAUGCAACAGGUUCAUGCCCAGGCGCCAGCACAGGCCCAGGGACAAGCUCAGACGACCAAUGCAACAUCUAUAACGGUGAUGCCCAAACAGGAGCCACAGAGUCCCACGCAGAUGAUCACCAGCAUCAAGCAGGAGCCGCCAGAUAACUUUGUCACUGCUGCUCCUCCGGGUCCUCCGGCUCGUCCGCCAUCCACUCCCACAUCGAUUGCAACAUCUCAGCCACAUCCACAGCCGCAAUCACAGCAAAUAAAAUUCAUUGUGCCGCAGGCGCCACCAACCACGCAGGCGGAUGGGGGGAAUCCCAAUCCGAAUCCGAAUCCGCUCUCCAAUGUGACAAUACCAGCGUCCAUACAAAUCACAGCCUUGCCACAGCCACAGCCGCAGGCAGCCACCGCCACGACCUUGCCUCCGCCUCGAACGCCGCCAGUUUCGGUGGCCACCAUUGCCAGGAGUGUCAAUCUCCCCACGAAAGCCACCACCAUCGCGAACACUGGCGGGCAUCAUGUGAUGCGAACUACAGCAGCGAGCGGCCUCAGGAGCAACACCACCAUUACUGUAAGCACCACCACCGCCACGACGCCGGCAGGCCAGACGAGCGUGAGCUUGGAUACCAGUGGAGCGGGGGCGGAGGUAAAGCCCAGACUCAAGCGUGUGGCCUGCACCUGCCCCAAUUGCACCGAUGGCGAGAAGCAUUCGGAUAAGAAGCGCCAGCACAUCUGCCACAUACCCGGCUGCCAGAAGGUGUACGGCAAGACCUCCCAUUUACGGGCCCACCUCCGUUGGCAUACGGGCGAACGGCCCUUUGUCUGUUCGUGGGUCUUUUGCGGCAAGCGUUUCACCCGCUCCGAUGAACUGCAACGCCACCGUCGCACCCACACGGGCGAGAAGCGCUUCCAGUGCCGCGAAUGCAACAAGAAGUUCAUGCGGAGCGAUCAUCUGUCCAAGCACAUCAAGACGCACUUCAAGAGUCGCUCCGGCGUGGAGCUGAUGGAGCUCAGCAUCAAGCAAGAGCAGAAGAACAGCGCGAAGAGCAUCAGCACGAUGAGUGGGAUUGUGACGAUCGAGUUACCCGGGAGCGGUGGCCAGGUCGUGGGCAGUGGUGCCUCCAGUGUGGCGGCAACGGUUGCGGGCUCAACUGUUACAUCAGCCCCGGGCGGGGCGACCAUUGUCCAGCUGUCAGCUGGAACGGUAGGGGGCAUGGAUAGUUUCGGCGAGGACGAAGAGGAUGACGAGGAGAUGACCGAAGAGGAUGACGACGAAGACGAUGAGGAGGAGCUGGAGGAAGAUGAUGAAGAUGAGGAGGAAAUGGAUGAAGAGGAGCAGGACCAGGAGCAAGACCAGGACCAGGACAGUGGCGAUGAGGAGAAGGUGAUGACCAUUUCGAUGAGCGAAAUGGGGGAGAAUUCAUCCAACUAACAUUCGGAGUCGCUGUUCAUGGAACAGUUCAUGUUUGAUCAUUUCCCGUAGCACAGGCAGCCUUCGCAGAUCCUCCUCCUUCGGACCCAUUUGUAAAUUGUAUAUAGCGCGAAUAAUUAUUUUAAAUAUCCUAAGCAUUU